AUGCCUCCAGUCGAACCUAGACGACAAGACGAGCCGCGACCUCAUGCGGGACCAAGAGUGCAAGUCGAGUUAAGAGCACAGACGGAGCCUAGACCACCAACAGAACUAGGACAUCUGGAAGAGCAGAGAGGGAGACGAGUGAGUCAGCCCGGUCAUCAACAUGCGUUUUCAGGAGGCCCUUAUAGUGGAAACGGCGGAGGCUAUGCUACGAGUCAAAGCUAUGGCGGUGGUUAUGGUCAACACGUACCGUACUUCCAGACUCAAGCGCCAUACAACCAAGGCCAGCAUUACCCGCAAGGUCACUACAAACCCUAUCACCAUGGAGGGUGGAACGAUUACAAUCAUUCCAGCGGUAGUGCGAACGCGCAGGGUGGAUCCGGCUCGGAUGGUGCCGCAGGAGCUAAGCCAGGCGGUGCAGGUAAUGCAGGGAAAGGAGGUGCAGGAGGAAAAUGGUAA
Molecule: messenger RNA, 456 nt
Organism: Melampsora larici-populina 98AG31
Lineage: Eukaryota; Fungi; Basidiomycota; Pucciniomycetes; Pucciniales; Melampsoraceae
Exons: 2
Coding region: 1-456 (151 amino acids)
Source: RefSeq, a predicted model, not a curated record